Messenger RNA from Penicillium angulare, 783 nucleotides. Its product is annotated as SDR family NAD(P)-dependent oxidoreductase. Bases 1 to 783 code for a protein of 260 amino acids. The transcript is spliced from 4 exons. The record is from RefSeq and is a predicted model, not a curated record. Lineage: Eukaryota; Fungi; Ascomycota; Eurotiomycetes; Eurotiales; Aspergillaceae.
AUGCCUGACUUCUCUGGUGUUUCACUUGAAGGGAAAACAGCCAUUGUCACUGGCUCCUCCCGUGGUAUUGGUGCUGAAAUUGCCCUUCAGCUCGCCAGGCGCGGUGCCAAUGUCGUCGUCAACUAUGUAUCCGAAAGCAGCAAGAAACGCGCAGAGGAGGUUGUCCAGGAAAUCGAAAAGAUUGGUACAAAGGCAACUCUCUGCCAUGCUAGCGUGAUGAACAUGGAGGAGAUUCCUCGUCUCAUUGAUGCCGCUAUUAAGAUUAGCAAGGACGGCAAAAUCGACAUUCUCAUUCACAAUGCUGCCCUCGGUAAUGAGUCUGACUUGAAAGAUCUCAAGCUCGAAAUGUACAACUCUCAUUUCGACUGCAAUGUCCGUGGUCCUAUCUUCCUCACCCAGGCCGCUCUGCCGCAUUUGCCCCGCGGAGGCCGUAUUGUCUUUGUUUCUUCAGCUGCUGCCAGGCUUGGUGUGGCUGGUCACACCGUCUACGGCCCAACAAAAGCAGCCAACGAAGCCCUCGCACGCGUCUGGGCCAAGGAACUUGGUCACUCCCAUGGGAUCACCGUGAACUGUGUUAAUCCCGGCCCUGUUGCUACUGACCAAUGGUAUCAGAGUGAUGACCAAUUUCUCAAGGAUAUGCAGCCAAUGAUUGAGGCAACUCCUGCUGCCCCUCGAGUUGCCGAGGUUGGCGAUAUUGCCCCUUUGGUCGCUUUUCUGUGCACUGAGGACGCUAGAUGGACUACUGGGUCUGUACUGUCAGCGAACGGUGGCCUUUACAAUUAG